Messenger RNA from Cynara cardunculus var. scolymus (artichoke), 1484 nucleotides. Its product is annotated as aspartyl protease AED3-like. The transcript is spliced from 3 exons. Gene Ontology annotation, biological process: proteolysis. NCBI's taxonomy places the organism in Eukaryota, Viridiplantae, Streptophyta, Magnoliopsida, Asterales, Asteraceae. Gene Ontology annotation, molecular function: aspartic-type endopeptidase activity. The record is from RefSeq and is a predicted model, not a curated record. The coding region runs from base 22 to 1311 and encodes 429 amino acids.
GUCACCCAUCAUCAAUAUUCAAUGGAGUCUCUACCAUUACUCCUUGUCUUCCUCCUCUUCUUCGUCUCCGGCCAUUCCCUCAACCCUACCUGCAACUCCCAUGACCAACACUCUACCCUCAAAGUCUACCAUGUCUCCAGCCCUUGCUCUCCCUUCCGCCCUAAAACCGCACUCUCAUGGCCGGACACCAUCCUCCAAAUGCAGGCCGACGAUCAGACCCGCCUUGCCUACCUCUCCAGCCUAGUCGCCGGCCGGUCCAUCGUUCCCAUCGGCUCCGGCAGACAGAUCAUACAAAGCCCUACUUACAUCGUCAAAGCUAAGAUCGGUACGCCGGCUCAGACCUUGCUUAUGGCGUUGGAUACAAGCACCGACAUGGCCAUGGUUCCGUGCACCGGCUGCGUUGGCUGUGCUUCCGCCGGUUUUGCUUUUGCCAAAUCUACCACUUUUACGUCUCUUAACUGCGGUGCUGCUCAAUGCAGACAGGUGAUGGACUCGAACUGUCUAGGAACGUCAACAUGCUCGAUGAACAUGACGUAUGGAAGCUCGUCCAUAGCUGCUAACUUGGCACAAGAUAACCUAACCCUAGCCAUGGACACCAUCGUCGGCUACCCCUUCGGCUGCAUUCAAAAGGUCACCGGAACUUCUCUCCCUCCGCAGGGCGUUUUAGGACUCGGCCGUGGAUCGCUCUCGUUGCUUUCGCAAUCCAAAAGCCUUUACAAAUCCACAUUUUCCUAUUGUCUGCCUAGCUUCAAGUCUCCAAAGUUCGCCGGAACCCUAAGACUAGGUCCUGACGGUCAACCCAAAAACAUCAAGUUCACGCCAUUGCUAACAAACCCUAGAAGACCUUCGCUUUACUAUGUGAAGCUCGUCGGAAUCAAAGUUGGCCCUAAGCUCGUCAACAUCCCGCCGACUGCUUUUGCACUCAACCCUAACAACGGCGCCGGCACAAUCAUUGAUUCCGGAACCGUAUUCACGAGGCUGGUGACGCCGGCAUACACGGCGGUGAGAGACGAAUUCAGAAGGAGAAUGGGACGGAAGACGGUGGUGACGUCGCUGGGAGGGUUUGACACAUGCUACAAAGUACCGGUCGGAAAACAGGUGCCGACGAUGUCGUUUGUGCUUGAGGGAGUAGUUAUGGCGAUAAAGCAGGAGAACUUCCUGAUCUACAGCUCCAACGGCGGCAUCACCUGUCUGGCGAUGUCAGCGUCGCCGUCGUUGAACGUGAUCGCCAAUAUGCAGCAACAGAAUCAUCGGAUCCUGUUCGACCUGCCGAAUUCAAGGAUUGGAAUCUCGCCUGAACGGUGCUCUUGAAGUUGAAUCACGUGAUUUCCCUCAUGGUUUCAGAUUUGUCGUUCUUGUUUCCAAUUUGUAUGUUUGCAGGGAUGCUUUUUAAUUUACUAUGCAUAACGUGACCACUUUUUUUCUGUAGACGAAUGCUAUGUAGCUUGUACUCUUUGGAUUUUUUUUAAAUAUAAUAUGUUUUU